AUGAAAAAAAUUUUAUUAUCUAUCUUUUUUGUUGUUUUUUUAUUAAUAGGUUCAGAAUGUGAAUUAAUUGAUACUCCACCUGGAUAUUAUAACUUAAAAAAGAUUGAUAAAUUUCAACAAUUUUCAAAAAUUCAGAUCGAAAGAAAUAAUAAAACCAUAUAUUCAUCAUCGUUUCAUGAUUUAUUUUAUCCUGAUAUUUGUGAAGGUACUAUUCAAAACAUACCUGGUUCAUUAUAUUUUGGUAGAUCAUCAUUUCCCGGUGCACAAGAAUCUUCAAAUUUAAUGAUAACAAGAGGGACAAAAAUGAAAUACAGAGUUGGUAAUGGUGGAAUACCAAUUUAUAAAAUUAAUGUAUUAUGUAUUGAAGGAACAUUAGAAAUUCCAGAAGGUAUAUCAUUUUUUAAUGUUGGAGCUUUAUUUAUAUUACCAGGUGGUGUAUUAAAUAGUAAAUCAAGUAUCAGAUUUACAGAUUUAGAUCCUUAUAAUUCAAAAAUGGAUCCAUUUAAUUUCUUUCCAGGUAUGAUGGUUUUGGGAGGAUCAUUAUCAUUGAUUGGAGAGAAAAAAAGAAUUUUCCAAGCCACUAGAAUUGAUGAUUAUCAAUUACAAAUUGAAGAUUUCAAAAAAAUAGGAUCAUUGACAAACAAUAUAUAUUUAGGUUCAAAAGUUACAAUUUAUAGUCAACAAAUUUCAGAAGGUCAAACAUGUUCAUUUUCAUUUGGAGCAAGUAAUGAUAAAAUUAAUUUAACAUCAUCAUCAUCGUCAUCAUUAAGAGGAACCAAUUGUUUACCAAUUUCAAAAAAUGAUAAAAAUAUAAUAGUUCAUUUUAAUUGUAAAUAUUUAUUAGGUGGUUCAAGUGAAUCAUUUAUAGAUUCUACAUCGACUGUUGGAUCAUCUAUAUAUAUAACUGGUGAUUCACAAGUUCAAAUUGAAAAUUUUACAUUGGAUUCAAUAGGUAAAACCACCAAUAAACUUUAUAAUGAUACGAAAUUAAUUUUCUCAAAUGAUAAACCAAAUCAAGUGAUCGAUAUAAUAAAGGGUGAAAAUCAAAGAUUUAGAAACUCAUUGUAUAUAGAAUUUUCAAAUAGUGUAGUUAUAAAAGGUUGUGCUAUCAUUGAUAGAGUUAAAGAAUCUAGAGCACCACUCAUUUUCGUUAGUUCAAAUGUAUCAUUAUCAGAGAGUUUAAUAGUUAGUAAAUCAGGUUCAAAUUUAAUCGCUCAAUAUGGCACUGAAUUUAUAAAAUCAAAAUUAAAUCAUUACUUUUUAAUACCACCACUACCACAACCGUUCGGUUUAAAUUCCCCUAUCAAUUUUCCUUCACCUUUUAGUAUGGAUUAUGGAUUUGAAGGUAAUGGAAUCUAUUCAUUAUCUCCAAAUGUUCAAUCAAUAAAUGAUACUUUUAUUUCUCAAUUGAUUGCUCUUAAUUUUAAUUUCAUUGGUAAUAGGUCCAUUAUAACAGGUUUUGAUAAUGAUUGUUACUCACCUUGUACAAAUACUUCAAUUUUAUUUUCAAAUUUAAUUCAAUAUCCUGUUGAUUUUAAAAUUAAUAAUUCAACUUAUUUUUAUAAAUUAAAUAAUAAUAAUAAUGAUAAUAAUAAUAAUACAAACAAUUUUAACUUAUUAAAUAUUAAUAAUGAAAAUAAUAAUAAUGAUGAUAAUAAUAAUAAUAAUAAUUCACAAAAUCAUUAUCUUUUAAAUAUUAAUAAUAAUGGUAAUUCACCAGGAAGAUUUUUUACAAUUAAAGAUUUAGUAGCAUCAGAUACAGUUUCAGCUUAUUUACCAAAUAGUGCAUUAGUAUUUAAUAAUUUAAAUGCAACCGAAAAUUUUUCAUUCAAUGGUACAGUUUCAAGAUUAGAUUUUAUAAAUUCAAGUUUUAAUACAAACUUAACUUCAACACAAAAGUUUUUUGAUGAAACAACAACUACAGUCACAAACUUUCAAAAUACUUAUAUUUAUGGGUCACCAGAAACAACUGAACCACCUGAAAAAGUAUUUGGGUCAUCGAUUACUCCAAUUUAUUAUUUUAGUAAAAGUGUUUUGGAUUCAUUAAAAGUUGAAACUGUUUAUCCAAAUGAACCUCAUAAAAUGUUUUUCAAUUCUUCAGUUUCUCUUUCAGUUAAAUUGAAUAAUAUGGGUUUAAAAACUCCAAUCAUUUGUAUUUUCUCAUCCAAUGGUAUGGAAUCAAAAGAGGUUCAAUAUAAUCCAAUCUCAACAAAAUGUAGUUUUCUUUAUGUAUCUGAAAAAUUAGGUAAUCAUAAUAUUCGUGUUACAAUUAAAAAUGAAUAUUCUAAAGAUUCAAGUUAUUAUUUUAUAAUUGAUUUUCCAAUUAUAACUGUUUAUGGACAAUCUUUAUUUAAUGCUGGUUGGCAAAUGAUUGAUCCAACAUCAACAACAAUAAUACCAACUCCAACACCAACAUCGACAUCAACAUCAACAUCAACAUCAACACCAACAACAACAAAUAAUAAUCAAUUAGUUAAUGAUAAUAAUAAUAAAAUAAAUGAAUUGGAUGGUUUAAAAUUUCAAGGUGGUUGUAUAAAAACUUUAGGUUGCCAACUUUCAAGUAAUGCAAAAUAUGUUGGUGGUUUACCAAAUGUUACAGCCUCAUCAACAUUAAAUAGUUUAUUUUCUUGGGGAAUUACAUCAGAUGUUCAAUAUGAUCCAGUUAUAAUUGAUUUAUUUAUUAAUAAAUCAAUAGCAACUUUACAAGUUCAAUUAUUUUUCACUUUUUAUAAACCAAUCGAUCAAUAUUCAAGUCCAUUAUCUGUAUCUAUUCAAAAAAAUCCAGUUUUAGUGAUGGAACCAUUCGCUGGCGAUCAACCUUUUUCAAAAAAUUUAACAUUUGUUUAUAAUAACACACAAUCACUCGAUUUUUUAAAUAUUUCAUUCACAAGUCGUGGUGAUAUUUAUUUAACAUCAUUGGCAAUCUUUUCAGUUAGUGAUUCAUUACCUCAAAUUAUUGAUCCAAUAACACCAACCUUAUUACCCAUUGAAAGUGUUAAAGCUAGUAAACCAGCUAUUUUGGCAAUUGUUUUAUCAAUAGUUUUAGGAUCUUUGGCUUUAUCAAUCAUUACAAUUUUAAUAGUUAAACAUAGAAAAAGAUUAUCUCAAUUCCUCUCAAAAUCAAAUAAAGAUAUUGAAUAUGCCCAAAAUAAUGAAAUUGAAAUUAAAGUUUUACCAAAAAUUACAAGUCAUUCAUCUUAUCCAUCAAUAUCAAUAUUAGAUACAAUAUCAUCAGAUUCAAUAUUUAAUAAUCAAAUACCAAAAAAUAAUAAUAGAUAUAAAUUUAAAAAUCAAAGUUUAAAUAAUAAUAAUUAUUUUAAUAAUAAUAAUAAUAAUAAUAAUAGUAAUAAUAAUAAUAGUAAUAAUAUUAUUUAUAGUAAUUGUAAUAGUAAUUAUAGUAAUAGUAAUAGUAAUAAUAAUAAUAAUAAUAAUAAUAGUAACAGUAAUAAUAAUAGUAAUAGUAAUAGUAAUAUUAAUAUUAAUAGUAAUAGUAAUAGUAAUAGUAAUAGUAACAGUAAUGGUAAUAAUAAUUAUCAAAUUUAUUCAAAUAAAUUAGAAAGUUUUAAAAUUGAUGAAAUUAGUAAUGAUACAAUACCAAUUAUAAAUAGUACAUUUCCAGAUGAAUUUCAAACUUUAGAAUUUCAAAAAUUAGCAUUUGAAAUAUUAAAAAGAGAAAAGAGAUUAGAUUUUUCAUUUAGAACAACAAAUGAUAUAUUGACAUGUUGCGCAUUAUCAGAUUUUAAAGAUUUUUCAAAUUUCCCAUUAAGGUUUAAUCAAAGUAUAAUAACAUUUGGUUUAAUUAAUGGAAAAGCAAAAUUAGGUGAAACCUAUUAUGAUACUCUUUCAAUUACAAAUGAUUCAACAAUAAGAUUUACAGCAUUUUUAAUUUUACCAAUGGAUAAUCAUUCAGCCACUUUUACAUCAGAUCAUUCAUCAUUUGAUCUUGGUCCAGGUGAAACAUUUUCAAUAAAAUUUUCAAUUACUUUACAUUGUACAACAAGGUUUUUUGAAAAUUUUUCAAUUCAAAUCAAUUCAAAUAAUAUUAAAGAAAUGUAUACUCUACUCAAAAUAAAGGUUGAAAGUGAAUCCUCGACAAGAUUGGAUUUUAAUGAUAUUCAUUUCCAAGAGUUGAUAGAGAAAUAUUCAUGGGAGAUAUUAUAUAGAGGAACAGUUGGAGAUAAAAAUGCUUUACUUAAAUUGAUAAAGUUAAAAACAAAAAAUUGUGAAGAAGCUUAUAGAGAAUUAAAUAUUAUUAGUAGAUUAAAACAUCAAAAUAUUUUACCAUUGAUUGGUUGUGUAAUUUCAAAGGAUUAUUUAUGUUUAGCCUUUGAAUAUCCACCCCUUGGAAGUUUGGAUUAUAUAAUUUCAAAAAAGAAACUAAAAAUGUCAAUCACUCAAAAGAUUAGAAUUCUUAUUGAUGUUGCCAAAGGUUGUAAAUUCCUUCAACAAAGUUCAAUCAUUCAAAAAACUCUAAGAGCUAGAAAUAUUUUCCUUUAUGAUACCAAUGAAAAUGCAGAGGUUUGUGCUAAAGUAUUAGAUCUAACAUCAAGUAAAACUAUUAAAGGAUUAGCUUGUAAUAAUUAUAUAGAAAGAGUUGAUACACCAAUUAAUUUAACCAGAGAAAUUUCAAUUAUAAGAGAUCCAAAACAAAACAAUGAUUUUAAUAACAGUAAUAAUAGUAAUAAUAAUAAUAAUAACAACAACAAUAAUAAUAAUAAUAAUAAUAAUAAUAGUAAUAAUAGUAAUAAUAGUAGUUCACUAAAGUAUAAUAUUCAUUCAUUUGCAGUCUUAUCUUAUGAAUUACUAAUUGAUGAAAUUUUAGUUGGUGAUACUCGCAAAUUUGGCCAAGAAAAACCAUCAAUAGGUUUAGAUAAAAUUGAUCCAAACAUUAAAAACUUUAUUCAUAAAUGUUGGAAUCCAAUCGAUGGUUUCACUUUUAAUGAAAUUUUAAAAACUUUAAAAGAUUUUAUUGAAAGUUUAAAUUAA
Molecule: messenger RNA, 4986 nt
Organism: Dictyostelium discoideum AX4
Lineage: Eukaryota; Evosea; Eumycetozoa; Dictyosteliales; Dictyosteliaceae
Gene: gdt1
Exons: 3
Coding region: 1-4986 (1661 amino acids)
Cellular component (GO): membrane
Molecular function (GO): protein kinase activity; ATP binding
Source: RefSeq, a predicted model, not a curated record